GAUCCAGAGCAGCGAACUAGGGACUGUGAGCCCAGGUUGACUUUAAGCACAUCUGAGACCCUGGAAAAAAUAGCUCCUUAGACGCCUGCAAAGAUUGGGGUGGAAGAGGGAACCGGACUGUGUUUUCCAGCGCGGUCUGAGGCUCAGCUUGGUGAUAUUCCUUGAAAUAACAGGGCAGGAAGACCAAUGGAGUCCAGAGGAAAGCGCUUUCCUAGACAAAGGCAAGUUCUGCUUCUCUUUGUUUUUCUGGGUGGGUCUCUGGCUGGGUCGGAGUCCAGACGGUAUUAUGUGGAUGAGGAAAAGGAGAAGGGCUUUUUAAUAGCGAAUCUGCUAAAAGAUCUGGGGCUGAAGGUAGGAGAACUAACUGAGAGAGGUGCACAAGUUGUGUCCAAAGGGAACAAACAGUAUUUUCAGCUCAAUCAUGAGACAGGUGAUUUGAUACUGAAUGAGAAAUUGGACCGAGAGGAGCUAUGCGGCCCCACAGAACCAUGUAUACUGCAUUUUCAGAUAAUACUGCAAGAUCCUUUGCAGUUUGUCAAAAAUGAACUCCAGGUCAUGGAUGUAAAUGACCACCCACCAGUAUUCUUUGAAAAUGAAAUGCAGCUGAAAAUCCUAGAAAGCACUCCACCAGGAACAAUAAUUCCUUUGGGAAAUGCUGAGGAUGUGGACGUGGGAAGAAACAGUCUCCAAAACUACACACUCGCUCCUAAUUCUUAUUUCCACAUAGUCACACGCAGUCGCAGGGACGGAAGGAAGUACCCAGAACUAGUGCUGGACAAAGCGCUGGAUCGGGAGCAGCAGCCUGAGCUCAGUUUAACACUCACAGCGCUGGAUGGCGGCUCUCCACCACGCUCUGGGACCGCCCAGAUCAACAUCCUGGUCUUAGACAUAAAUGACAAUGCUCCAGAAUUUGAGCAGACGCUCUAUGAGGUUCAAAUCCUUGAGAACAGCCCCAUUAACUCCGUCAUUGUCACUGUCUCUGCUUCGGAUUUAGAUGCAGGAACUUUUGGGACAGUAUCUUAUGCCUUUUUUCAUCCUUCUGAAGAAAUUCUCAAAACUUUCCAUCUCAAUCCCAUUACUGGUGCCAUGCACCUAGUCAAAUAUUUGAAUUUUGAAGAGAUUAAUAGUUAUGAAAUUGAUAUUGAAGCCAAAGAUGGAGGAGGCCUUUCAGGAAAAUCUACAGUCAUAGUUCAGGUGGUUGAUGUGAAUGACAACCCACCAGAACUGAGUUUGUCUUCAGUUAACAGUCCUAUCCCGGAGAACUCAGGACAGACUGUGGUGGCUGUUUUCAGCGUUUCUGAUCUAGACUCUGGAGACAAUGGAAGAGUGAUGUGUUCCAUCCAGAACGACCUGCCCUUCCCGCCGCGGUCGGCCAGCGUCACGCUGCACGUGCUGCUGGUGGACGGCUUCUCCCAGCCCUACCUGGCGCUGCCCGAGGCCGCCCCGGCGCAGGCGCAGGCCGACUCGCUCACCGUCUACCUGGUCAUCGCGCUGGCGGCGGUGUCGUCGCUCUUCCUGCUGUGUGUGCUGCUGUUCGUGGCGGCGCGGCUGUGCAGGAGGGCCAGUGCGGCCUCGCUGGGGGUCUGCUCGGUGCCCGAGGGCCCCUUCCCGGGCCACCUGCUGGACGUCAGCGGCACUGGGACCCUGUCCCACAGCUACCAGUAUGAGGUGUGUCUGAGGGGAGGGACUGGGACCAGUGAUUUCAAGUUUUUGAAGCCGAUUAUCCCCAGCUUCCUUGCUGAAGGUGUGGAGAGGGUUAGUGAGGCCAACCCCAGUGUCAGGAAUAGCUUUGAAUUCAAUUAAGCAUUAAUAAGUGAG
Tupaia belangeri chinensis (Chinese tree shrew) is the source of this 1818-nucleotide messenger RNA. Its product is annotated as protocadherin beta-3. Gene Ontology annotation, molecular function: calcium ion binding. Lineage: Eukaryota; Metazoa; Chordata; Mammalia; Scandentia; Tupaiidae. The coding region runs from base 187 to 1803 and encodes 538 amino acids. Gene Ontology annotation, cellular component: plasma membrane. The transcript has 2 exons. Gene Ontology annotation, biological process: homophilic cell-cell adhesion. The record is from RefSeq and is a predicted model, not a curated record.